UCGUCCGCUGCUCCCCUCAGCAGUGUAUUUCAGACUUGUGUACAUCAAUGGCAGAAUCCUCCAGCGAUUCAGACCACUUCCGCUCUCGUGACCGACUGAAUCGAUGGACUACCAGGUCAAUAUACAGAGACUCUCGAAAUCGCCCUACGGUAAAUGUCACCGAGAAGGUCAACACUAUAACAAGUACUUUACAGGACACCAGUCGGAACCUGCGUCAAGUAGAUCAGAUGCUUGGACAGUAUCGAGAAUAUACUAACGGACAGGCGGGUACUAUAGAACAAUUAAAAGAAAGCUUGGAACAAUCAAUUGGCCAACUGCGGAGUCAACGUUUAUUGAGAAACUCAGGAGGGAGAAGUAUUUCUGUUACAAGUCUGAGUGCAAGUGACCUCGAUGGUGGCACUGUGACAGAGAGCCACCGCUUCCCACCUACCUCACCUCUCAAGGACUAUGGAGAUCAACAGGGUUUUAAACGAAUUAGGUCCAGAAGUGGUGUCCGAUUUGUUCGGGACACUGAUGACGCAGUCCAGCUUCAUGCUUUUCAUCAGUCCCUCCGAGACCUCAGCAGUGAACAAGUUCGCCUUGGAGAUGAUUUGAACCGGGAACUUGCCAGAAGAAGCCGAUCGGAUGCUGAAACAAAAAAAGCUUUGGAAGAGUUGACUGAAAAACUUAGUGAAGCCCACAAGCAAGAAGGGGUUUCAGACCGGGUGGAGCGCCGGCUUCAGGAAAUAGAGAGGGAGAUGCGCACAGAACGGGAGCUGGUGGAAAGACGUCAGGAUCAGCUGGGACUUAUUUCUUUGCAGCUACAGGAGGCAUUGAAGAAGCAAGAAGCUAAAGCAGAUGAGAAUGAGGGAGUAAUGAAAAAUAAGUUAAGACAAACUGAAACUGAGAAGAAUCAACUUGCACAAGAAUUGGAGCAUUCUCGAAGGCUAUUGAAUCAGUCAGAAGGCAGCAGAGAAACACUUUUGCAUCAGGUAGAAGAACUCCGUACACAGCUUAUGAAAGCAGGAGAUCGAAAAGGUUUACAGCAGCAUCAAGGAUCUCAGAUUUCCAAGCAACAGUCAAGCCAUCAGGAUGAACAAGGAGAUGAUUGGAGGCUUAGGAGAGGGAUUGAGCAGGACAAAGUGGAUCUGGAGAAGCAGAUGUCAGAUUUGAAAGUGCAGCUGAACUUCAGUGCAAUGGCAUCUGAGUUAGAGGAGGUGAAGCGGUGCAUGGAGCGAAAAGACAAGGAGAAGGCACACUUGGCGGCACAGAUAGAGUAUUUAACAGGUGAAUUGGAAAGCAGGGAAAAGCAGCAACUAACAAUGUUGGAUCAACUUAAGGAGAUCCAGAAUCACUUUCAGACAUGUGAGGCUAAGCAAAAGCGUGCGGACCUCCAGAUCUCAGAACUGACUCUCCAUGCUGAGGAUGCAACCAAGCAGGCGGAGCAGUACCUCCUGGAGUUCCAGCAGUCGGAGUCCCUGAGACAGGAGGCAGAGAAGAGGAGAGAAGAGCUGAAACUGAAGGCUCAAGAGUCCAUUAGGCAGUGGAAGCUUAAGUAUAAGAAGUUAGAGCGAGAAUUGGACAAACAAUCUGAAACACUUGAUCAACUGACAGACAAGAAUAACCAGAUACUAAAAGAAAAGGAUGAAAUGAAAAGCCAGCUUUAUGCAGCAUUGCAACAGAUAGAUAACCUGCGAAAGGAAUUGAAUGAUAUCCUGACCAAGCGUGCCCUUCAAGAGGAGGAACUUCUCUCUAAAGAGAAGAAACUAAGUGAGGUUAAGGCUCAUCAAGCUGAUCUUGAAGUAGAAGUCAAGGAUUCUGUGGACACCAUCCACAGGUUAGAAAUGGAGUUGAAAAAGCAGAGUAAGAUGCAAAAUCAGAUGAAGGAUGAGAAGACUCACCUGGAAGAGGAAAUUGCAGAGUUAAAGAAGAGCCAGGCCAAAGACAAAGCUCAGCUACUUGAGAUGCAAGAGUCUGUCAAGGACUUGAGUGCCAUUCGAGCAGAUCUUGCUAGUAAAUUGGCAGAGGAACAGAGAGCUAGAAAAGAGGUGCUUAAGAACCUUUCUGACCUCAAGGCACAGGCAAUUUCCAAAGAUGAAGAAACAGCUACAAUCAUCGCACAGUUAAAGCUAGAACGAGAUGUUCACCAGAGGGAGCUGGAAGAUCUCACAUCAUCAUUGCAGAAUGUGAAAAUUAAGCAUGAACAGAAUAUCCAGGAGCUGAUGAAGCACUUCAAAAAAGAAAAGAGUGAGGCUGAGGAUCAUAUUAAGACACUGAAGGCAGAAAACUUGGAAGAUAAGAAUCUGGCUAAGGCUCAUUUUUGUCAACUAGAGAAGUUGAAAUCACAGUGUGACAGGCUGACAGAGGAAUUAUCCCAGAAUGAAAAUGAGAACAAAAAACUGAAGCUAAAAUAUCAGUGUUUGAAGGACCAACUGGAAGAAAAGGAAAAACAUAUAAGCAAUGAGGAAGAGCACUUAAGGAGGAUGGAAGAGGCCAGAUUGCAGCUCAAAGAUCAACUUCUUUGCCUGGAGACAGAACAGGAAUCCAUUCUUGGUGUGAUAGGAAAGGAAAUUGAUGCAGCUUGUAAAAUCUUCUCCAGGGAUUCAAUGGAGAGAUUUAAAGUUUUUUCAUCAGGUCCUGAUAUUAAUUAUGACCCACAUCGUUGGUUAGCAGAAAGCAAGACUAAACUUCAGUGGCUCUGUGAGGAACUGAAAGAGAGAGAAAACAGAGAGAAAAGCCUACGGCACCAGCUGAUGCUGUGCAGGCAGCAACUCAGGAAUAUGACCGAACACAAGGAAUCUGAACUCCAGUGUCUCUUUGAACAGAUAGAAAGGCAGGAGCAACUUCUGGAAGAAAUACAUCGGGAGAAGAGAGUGGUGAUGUUAGCUUUGUAUUGCCAUGGUAAGAGUAUCGGCUCUGUGUUAAGACUGUGUAAGAGAGCAAAGCUUGUGGAGUAUGGAGAAGGGCGAUAUGGAGGACAAAUUUUGCUUACAGUGAUACAAAUGGAACUCCUAGAUCUGCAUAGACUUUACCCAGGUGAAGGAACAGAAUAUGGAAAUGGGUAG
Messenger RNA from Condylura cristata (star-nosed mole), 3044 nucleotides. It is a transcript of the gene CEP128, whose product is annotated as centrosomal protein 128kDa. Lineage: Eukaryota; Metazoa; Chordata; Mammalia; Eulipotyphla; Talpidae. The transcript has 20 exons. Bases 48 to 3044 code for a protein of 998 amino acids. The record is from RefSeq and is a predicted model, not a curated record.